AUGUCGGGCCAGUUGGCGGGUUUUCUGCGAUUGCACAGUGGUGGCGGCAGCAGGGUAGAGACGGCCGAGCUACGUGAAGGCGGGAGAGGCUCCUGGGAGGCAUCUCCUCUCCUGGAAGCGGAUCUCAACAGCGGACGUGGCAGGGAAACGAGAUCAACUGGGGGCAUUCCCAGGAGUCACUAUAAAGCGGCGGCGUGGCGUGGCUUGCCUUCCACAAGGAGCAACAUCCGUGGAGAGAAGAUGGGUGGCUCUGGCUCCGGCCCAUUGCUGCUGCUGCUGCUCCUUCUGCGCGGCCUCUCUGCUGCCCGUACGACCACCAGCCUUGCCCUAGCAAGUGAGUCAUCCACCGCCUGGUACUUGCAGGUGGUUUCCAGCGUCAAUGGGUCCGUGGACGACCGUGGGAUCUGCCACUGCUCUGUGCUCGUGCCACAGGAUGCCUUCCCAGUCAAACGGGUGGAGGUUCUGGAGGUGCAGGCACGCUCGCUCACCCAGAGGUACGACAGAGAGCUCUCCAAGGUGACGAAGUACAUUAAAAUCAUUGAUGCCUCCGGGCAGAAGCUCCUUAAUCUGACGGAGCGGGUGGAGCACAUGCACAAGAGCCAAGUAUCCUACACAGAGCUGGACUUUGAGAUGGUGAAGGUGGAAAUCCAGGAGACGGAGAACCUGAUCAGCCAGCUCAAGGUUUCCAUGGGUGACAGCAACGUGGUCGUCCAGCAGCUCUACGUGGAGAUCAAGAACAUCAGCCUGAUGGUGACUCAUCUGGAAAGCCUGGACAAGAAUAACAUCCUGGCCAUUCGCCGGGAGAUUGUGAUUCUGAAGCAAAGGCUGAAGGAGUGUGAAAAUCCGGAAUCCGUUCAACCAGGUUCCUGUAACCAUGGUGGCCUUGUCAACAUCAGCAAGCCUUAUCCCAUCCAGUGGAACUGGAGAGGACCUAGCUACCUGUACGGAGUUUGGGGCAAAGACUACUCGCCUGACAACCCAGAAAAUGAAGUCUAUUGGGUGUCCGCUCUGGAUGAUAAGUGGCUCAUGCAGCAUAUUCAUCUUUACUCUUCCUAUGAUAAUUUAUUGUUGAAUAGAUCGUCUAAGACCUUUGCUUACAAAUAUGGGCAAGGAACUGGAGCAACUAUGUACAAGCAUUUCCUGUACUUUAAUUGCUAUAACACCAGUAACGUGUGCAAAUUUGAUUUAAAAUCCAAAUCGGUGGUUUUGAAGAAGGAGCUUCCAGGGGUGGCCUUCAACAUUGACCUCCUCGUGGAUGAGACCGGCUUGUGGGCCGUUUAUUCCACGGAGGCAAAUACCGGUAACGUAGUGAUUAGCAAGCUCAACGAGGACACCUUGGGAGUGCAGAAGACCUGGUCCACGCAGCACUACAAGCCCUCUGUGUCCAGCGCAUUCAUCAUCUGUGGGGUCCUUUACGUCACUCGCUCCAAUAACACAAAGCAAGAGGAGAUCUUCUAUACUUUUGACACCCGCACUGGGAAGGAGGGCCGGGUCAGCAUCCUGAUGGACAAACCGUUUGGUACGGUGCAGGGUCUCAACUACCACCCUGCAGACCACAAGCUCUAUGUCUACAACGAUGGCUUCUUGGUUACUUACCAAGUGGGCUUCCGACGGGCCGCCCCGUGA
Molecule: messenger RNA, 1626 nt
Organism: Elgaria multicarinata webbii
Lineage: Eukaryota; Metazoa; Chordata; Lepidosauria; Squamata; Anguidae
Product: olfactomedin-4-like
Exons: 6
Coding region: 1-1626 (541 amino acids)
Biological process (GO): signal transduction
Source: RefSeq, a predicted model, not a curated record